AUGUCGACUCAAAAGUUUUACCAACCGAUAAUACAACGUUUUCCCGAUAGACCCAUUAAAGAAAUUGCCAAAUUAAUCUCCCUCUUUCCCCCUUCCUCUUCUUCUUGCUCAAAUUUCUUCACAUUCAAGCAAAGUCCCAAUCUUGAAACCCAUUUAGCCGUGGUUGUAGACUUGUUAAAAUCUAAGGAGUUUGCUGAAGCCGAGAAUAAAUUGAAUGCUGUUGUUGUUACUGAUGGUAUGAGGAAACCAGUUUCAAAAAUAGCUUCUUUGUUGAGUGAGAAUCAUGUUAAGCGUAAGGUUAUGGGGAAGAUGUUUAAUAUGUUAUUUAGUGUUUAUGUUAAUAACAUGAGGUUUAAUGAAGCUCUACAAGUUUUUGAUUAUAUGAAAAAAGGGUGCUUUAGAAUUGAUGAUAGAGCUUGUAUGGCUUACUUGCUUGCUAUGAAAAGGCAAAGGCAAUAUGACUCGUUGUUCGAGUUUUUCCAUAAGAUGGUUGAGUUUAAUGUGAAAAUUACAGUUUAUUCGAUGACGGUGGUAGUUGACGGAUUGUGUAAAAUGGGGGAGGUUUGUGAGGCUAGAAAGCUCGUGGAUGAAAUGGCUAGUAAAGGGGUGAAGCCAAGUGAUUACACGUAUAACAUAUUGUUACAAGCAUAUAUGAAGAUACAAGAUUUUGUGGCUGUAAUGGAGGUUUUGAGGAAAAUGGAGAAGGAUGGUUUUGAUCUCAAUAUGACUAGUUAUACACUUCUGAUUAAAGGAUAUUCAACUUUUGGCGAUCUUGUAGAGGUUGAGAGGUUGUUUAAGGAAAUAGAAGAGAAGGGUAUAGAGCCAAAUGUUCAUUUAUGCACCUCCAUGAUUAGUGGUUAUAGUAAGUUAGGUAAUGUUAUGAAGGCAUUUUCAAUGUUUGUUGAAAUGGUGGAGAGAGGCCUCAUUCCUGAUGGUCACACAUAUGGAGCUUUGAUAAAUGGCUUCUGCAAGGCUGGACUAAUGCAAGGAGCUGAAGUUUUGCUAAAUGAAAUGCAAGGCAAGGGCAUUAGCAUAGACCAGGUCAUAUUUAAUACGAUGAUGGAUGGUUACUGUAAGCAAGGUAAUGUGGAUGAAGCACUAAGGCUACAGACAAUUAUGGAGGGUGAAGGACAUCAGCCUGAUGCAAAUGCUUACAAUAUAAUUACUACAGGCCUGCGUAAGCUAGAAUUGUAUGAUGAAGCAAAAAUGUUGUUGCUCUCAAUGGUGGAUCAAGGUGUAGCUCCAGAUACAAUUAGUUAUACAACUUUGAUCGAUAUUUAUUGCAAGCAGGGAAAUUUUGUGGAAGCAAAAAGGGCACUUAUUGAGAUGGAAACUAAGGGAAUUAAGCCUAGCACGGGAACGUACACUACACUGGUAGAUGAUUAUUGCAAGCUGGGAAAAAUUGUUGACGCACAAAGGAUACUUAGGGUGAUGGAAACUGAAGGAGUUAAGCCUAACACAACAACAUAUACUGCAUUGAUAGAUGGUUAUUCCAAGCAAGGAGAUUUUGUUAAAGCUAAAAGGAUACUUAUUGAGAUGGAGAGUAACGGAGUUAAGCCUAACACCAAUACAUACACUGCACUGAUAGAUGGUUAUUGCCAGAAAGGUAUGAUGAAUGAAGCUUAUAAGCUAAGAAUUGUCAUGGAAUCUAAGGACUUGGUGGCUAACGUCUAUACAUACACCUCACUUGUACAUGGGGAAUGCAAAUCAGGAAAGGUAGAUGAUGCUCUGAAGCUUUUCAAUGAGAUGCCUACAAAGGGUUUAGUUCCGAAUGUUGUGACUUAUACAGCAAUGAUUUCUGGCUUAUCAAAAGAAGGCAGAUCAGGUGAAGCCCUCCGAUUAUACAAUCAGAUGAUAGAGGCAGGCGUAAUACCCGAUGCUGCUGUAUACUCUACACUUAGUGUGAGAAAUUCUUCUCUAUAAACUUGUACAUCGUGAACUUUAUUUGGAUUAGAUUUAGCCAGUCAGAAGUAUAUAUAGCAGAUUGUUUUUUAAUUAAACUGGAAUUCACUGAGUUAAACCAUUAGCCAUUGUACGUGUGCUUUUGUAUAUUUUAUUGUUGUAGAAUGCUUCUAUUAUGUCUAGAGUUUGUAUUCUAAUAUGUACAUGUGCAUGUCAAAAGGAUUAAAAGUAAGGACCAUAUCUUGUGCUUGUUGAAAAGAGAAGUCUUCAUGUGCAGUAUAUAGGUGUAGACCCCAUACUUGUAAGUUGUAACUUGAUAUCAGUUGCAUGUUGAAAAUAUGAAGGUUAAGAGCCAUUGCUUGUUGGAUAUAGAAGAGAAA
Solanum verrucosum is the source of this 2282-nucleotide messenger RNA. RefSeq names its product pentatricopeptide repeat-containing protein At2g32630-like. Gene Ontology annotation, molecular function: protein binding. The record is from RefSeq and is a predicted model, not a curated record. The transcript has a single exon. NCBI's taxonomy places the organism in Eukaryota, Viridiplantae, Streptophyta, Magnoliopsida, Solanales, Solanaceae. Bases 1 to 1923 code for a protein of 640 amino acids.